AUGGUGCUUCGAGUAUUGGGACGACUCGCCCAGCAUGAGAUCCUACAGGUCCCGAGGGAGCAGAACUCUGAGGCGGAUAUGCUCUCCAAGCUCAGCCAGGGAGCUCCGGAGUAUAUCUCCAAAAUCACCCGGAUAGAGGACCUCCAAAAGUCAAGUUUGGAGGCGUACCCAGUCCUACCCAUACAAAGCCGACCUUCGUGUUGGUUGGACCACCUCGUGCAGUAUAUGAGGACGAGUGCGCUACCCCCCGAUGUGGCUGAAGCUAAGGCGGCUAAGAAGCGAGCUCUGACCUACGAGCUCAUUGGGGACGUGCUAUACAAAAGAUCCUACAACGGAGCCUUGUUAAGGUGUUUAUAUCCGGAUGAGGCCAGAGCACUCAUCGAGGAAAUUCAUGAAGGUACGUGCGCAGCCCACCAAUGGGCUUACCGGGCUAUCCUCCAAGGGUACUUUUGGCCCGGGAUGGCGAAGGAGUGUGCGGACUAUGCACGGAACUGUUCAACCUGCCAGCAAUUCCAGGUCGGCCCGGGUCGACCUGCCACCAACUAUACCCCGAUCAGCUCGGUAAUCUCCUUCAUGAAGUGGGUGGAAGUUGAACCCCCAGCCAGCAUCACCAGCAUCCGUUGCAUAUAG
Messenger RNA from Ipomoea triloba (trilobed morning glory), 630 nucleotides. RefSeq lists its product as uncharacterized. The transcript has a single exon. Bases 1 to 630 code for a protein of 209 amino acids. The record is from RefSeq and is a predicted model, not a curated record. Lineage: Eukaryota; Viridiplantae; Streptophyta; Magnoliopsida; Solanales; Convolvulaceae.